Messenger RNA from Aureobasidium uvarum, 597 nucleotides. The record is from the annotation of a GenBank genome assembly. NCBI's taxonomy places the organism in Eukaryota, Fungi, Ascomycota, Dothideomycetes, Dothideales, Saccotheciaceae.
AUGGCCAGCAACAACAAACCCACCACUCCCUCUCGCUCGAGCCCUGCUCGCAAGAGCAGCACCUACCCUCUCCCUCCCACGACCCCUGCAUCAAGACAGCCACAACUCAAAGCACGCACUCCCAGCAACAAAUACUACACCUACAAGGAGUGUGUCGCCAACGACAAGGCGGCCAGAACCCGUGCAAAGUCCCUGGUCAAGCAAUCAGACCAAUACAUCUACGAAAUGUCGCACGAGAAGAGAGAGCAAAUACUCGAGACCGUCGCCAACGAGGUCGAUGCAAAGAGGAUCAGAGACGGCGAGCACGUGUCUUGCCUAUUUGAGGAGGAGGACGUGGUGGAAACGCCCCUGAGCCCCGAGGAGGCGGCCGAGAAAUGGGAGACGACCAGAAGAGAGAUUGCUGCAAAGGUGUCGGGUGUCCGGGGAGUGCCAAAGUCGGAAGUCAGAAUGUUGCCAAAGAAGGUGGUUGUGUCUGGUGAGAAGGUUUCGGUGGAGGAGAUGGAGGAGGACGUCGGUGACCUUGCUGUGGACGUUGAGUCGGCCCCUGAAAAUGUUACCUCGAACGGUAUUCCCGUCAUCAUGAUUGAUGAUAUUUAA